Molecule: messenger RNA, 1424 nt
Organism: Heteronotia binoei (common prickly gecko)
Lineage: Eukaryota; Metazoa; Chordata; Lepidosauria; Squamata; Gekkonidae
Gene: HOXD8
Product: homeobox D8
Exons: 2
Coding region: 50-907 (285 amino acids)
Biological process (GO): regulation of transcription by RNA polymerase II
Cellular component (GO): nucleus
Molecular function (GO): DNA-binding transcription factor activity, RNA polymerase II-specific; RNA polymerase II transcription regulatory region sequence-specific DNA binding
Source: RefSeq, a predicted model, not a curated record
UGCUCCUCCUGCGGCGGCGGCGGCGCCUCCGCUCGCCCCCCGCCCGCCGAUGAGCUCCUACUUCGUCAACUCGCUCUACUCCAAGUACAAGGCGGGCGGCGGCGGCGAGCCCUACUACGACUGUCACUUUGCGCCCGCCGCAGCCGCCGCCGCCGCCCUGCUCUACGGGAACAGCGCUGCGGCCGCCGCGGCCGCCGCCGCCGCCGGCUUCCCCCUGCCGCAGCCCCCGCCCGGGCCGGCCUCCGCAGGAGGAGGAGGAGGCGGCGCAGGAGCAGGCCCGGAAUACUACCAGCUCCACCACCAGCCGCAGCACCACCAGCAGCCGCAGCACCUGGCCGGGGGGAACCCCGCAGCCUACCCGCCGCCUCCUCCUCCGUUGGCCCAGCCGCAGCCCCCCUGCGCCGGCCCGCCUUGUCCCGGGGAGCCGGCCAAGUUUUACGGAUACGAUCACUUACAGCGACAAGCGCUUUUUACGACACACCAAGAGGCCGCCGAGCUGGUCCACUACGCCGACUGUAAAUCGUCCGGCGCGAACCUUGGCGAAGACCCAGAGCGCUUAAAUCAGGGCGCGUCGCCGGCUCCCCUCUUCCCUUGGAUGAGACCGCAAGCAGCUCCUGGUAGGCGGAGAGGAAGACAAACCUACAGUCGUUUCCAGACUCUGGAGUUGGAGAAAGAGUUCCUUUUUAACCCUUAUCUGACCAGGAAGAGAAGGAUCGAGGUCUCUCACGCUCUGGGACUCACCGAGAGACAGGUCAAAAUCUGGUUUCAGAACAGGAGGAUGAAGUGGAAAAAGGAGAACAACAAGGACAAAUUCCCAGCGGCCAGGCAAGAGGGGAAGGAAGGCGGGGAAGUCGAGAAGGAAAUUCGGGAGGAUAUCGAAGGCCGAGAGGAUGGCCCGACGGAGUAAAGCUCUCCUCCGCUCAACCUUAGCUAAGGACAAUGGCACACGGGGGGGGGGGCAUUUCCUGGCCACCCCUCCAGCUUCUCAGGCACCUUUGACGCAAGGGUCCGACCUUGUCUUUCAAGCUACCUUAUGACAUUUCUGUGCUAGGUGAGAGUUGGUUUGAUUUGUCCCUCUCUAGAGUCCCAGCUGAUAGUUGCACUUGUUCUUCACCUGGAAUUUGUUACUUUUUAUAAAGAACCUAGCCAUUUUGUACGUGGUUUUCUUACGGGGCUUUUUUCCCUUUUCUGUUCUAAGGACGAAUUGUCAGGUCUAUUUUAGGAAUCCAAUCAGCCGAGUUUUGCACCUGUAUUUAUCUGGAAGGGGGUGGGAGAAUCCACUUCCUACUUAUUAUUUCUUUGUAAAGUAAAUUAAUGAAGAGAUUUAAAUGAUUUUUGGAGGGGGGAGAAGGAACUACCUUAUAAUGAGACCUUUUGAUUAUCAGUUGCUGAUCGAAAUAAAAACGAAAUUUUAUUCCUGUGCA